GCAUUAAAGUAUUUCUACUGUGAAGAAGUACCUUUUCUAUCUGAUAAAUCUUUUAAGUAUCUUUGCGAAUUAUUCACAUCGACAACAAAAUUGUACUUGCUAUAGUCCGGUGGUUUUUUUUUUUAAAUUAAGUUUCGCAAGAAUAAUGUUACAACAUGAAUAUGGAAUAUAACAUUUUCUUGCGUAACGAUAUAAAGGAUCGUCGAAAGCUCUAUACCGCCCGUUGUCCUCCAAUAUUACACGAUAUCACGAUUACCUUGCCGUGAAUUAAGCUGUGACACGAGCCAUAAUCGGACUUUCCCCUAACCAAUCUUAUCAAUGACGAGAACGAUUCUACAGUUUCUUUGUCUCCAGUUUGUAGUUGUGUCCGUAUGGAUGUGUCCGGCGGGAUGGUUGAAGCAUGGUCCUUCUUGUUAUCACAUGGGACCUGAAGAGGAGACUUGGUUCGAUGCAAUGAAAAUGUGUCAAAUACACGGAUCAAGUCUUGCAACAGUGUUAAGCCAAGAGGAGCACAAUUUCAUUGUAGGCCUCAUGAAACAGUUAAAUAAGGGCAAUGUUUGGUUAGGAGGGACUGAUUGGACUGUAGAAGGUACCUUCGUUUGGGAACCUUACGGUGACAAAAUGAAUUACACUAAUUUCGCUCCGGGUGAACCUAAUAACCUCAACAACGAGAAUUGCUUGCUGAUUGACGGACCCGACCAUAAACACCACCAAUACCUUUGGGACGACAGGGAUUGUGACAAGUCCGAGUCUUAUAUUUGCAAACAAAUGGACGAUGUAACUGGAAACCUAAUCGGAUGAUGGAGUGACUGUUUUUACAAGAGCUUAAUCAAAUAAAUAUCUAUUUAUU
Ostrea edulis (European flat oyster) is the source of this 850-nucleotide messenger RNA. Its product is annotated as perlucin-like protein. The coding region runs from base 319 to 801 and encodes 160 amino acids. Gene Ontology annotation, molecular function: signaling receptor activity. Lineage: Eukaryota; Metazoa; Mollusca; Bivalvia; Ostreida; Ostreidae. The record is from RefSeq and is a predicted model, not a curated record. The transcript has 5 exons.